Molecule: messenger RNA, 2814 nt
Organism: Mus caroli (Ryukyu mouse)
Lineage: Eukaryota; Metazoa; Chordata; Mammalia; Rodentia; Muridae
Gene: Aoah
Product: acyloxyacyl hydrolase
Biological process (GO): lipopolysaccharide catabolic process; negative regulation of inflammatory response
Molecular function (GO): acyloxyacyl hydrolase activity; calcium ion binding
Source: RefSeq, a predicted model, not a curated record
UGUGUGUGCAUGUGCGCGCAUGCAGACACGUGCUCUCUUGCAUCACACUUGUUGCACAGUGUGCUCGUGGCAGUGUGCAUUGGGGUGUGGUAACUACAGAGGGGCCAAGCAAGGUUGAGAAGUGGAGUUAUCUUGUGGUCCAAGAGUGCUGCUCCUGGUACGGCUCAGGAUGAAGUUUCCCUGGAAAGUCUUCAAGACCACCCUUCUGCUUCUUCUGCUCUCUCACUCAUUGGCCUCUGUGCCCUCUGAGGACCAGCCAGGUGACAGCUACUCCCAUGGCCAAAGCUGUUUAGGGUGUGUGGUACUGGUAUCUGUGAUUGAGCAACUGGCUGAAGUUCACAACUCUUCAGUCCAGGUGGCGAUGGAGAGACUCUGCAGCUACCUGCCUGAAAAGCUGUUCUUGAAGACCUCCUGCUAUUUCUUGGUUCAGACAUUUGGCUCAGACAUCAUAAAACUACUGGGUGAAGCUAUGAAGGCUGAUGUGGUGUGCUAUGCUCUGGAAUUUUGCAAGCGGGAUGCUGUCCAACCACAGUGUCAUCUCUUCCCACUUCCCCAGGAGGCCUGGGAGUCUGCACUGGAGAAGGCGAGACAAGUCCUCAGGAGGUCCUCUACCAUGAAAUAUCUCAGAAGUGGUCGUAACAUUUGUUCCCUACCAUUUUUGGCCAAGAUCUGCCAGAAAAUUGAAUUAUCUAUAAAGAAGGCCGUGCCAUUCAAAGACGUAGAUUCAGACAAGCACAGUGUUUUCCCAACGCUGCGGGGCUACCACUGGCGAGGGCGUGACUGUAAUGACAGUGACAAGACAGUGUACCCGGGCAGAAGGCCAGACAACUGGGAUAUCCAUCAGGACUCCAACUGUAAUGGCAUCUGGGGUAUUGAUCCGAAAGAUGGAAUUCCAUAUGAGAAGAAAUUCUGUGAAGGUUCACAGCCCAGGGGAAUCAUUUUGCUGGGAGACUCAGCUGGGGCUCAUUUUCACAUCCCCCCUGAAUGGCUGACAGCUUCACAGAUGUCUGUGAAGUCCUUCCUCAACCUGCCGUCCGCCCUAACCGAUGAGCUCAACUGGCCCCAACUCUCUGGUGUAACUGGAUUUCUGGACUCCACAAGUGGAAUUGAAGAAAACUCCAUUUACCGUCGUUUGAGAAAGAGAAACCAUUGCAAUCACAGAGACUAUCAGAGUAUCUCAAAGAAUGGUGCAUCUUCCAGAAAUCUGAAGAAUUUUAUUGAAAGCUUGUCUAGGAACCAGGCAUCAGACCAUCCAGCCAUCGUCCUUUAUGCCAUGAUUGGAAACGAUGUUUGUAAUUCGAAAGCUGACACAGUACCAGAAAUGACCACUCCUGAACAAAUGUACGCCAACGUCAUGCAGACUCUGACUCAUCUAAAUUCUCACCUGCCCAGUGGCAGCCACGUUAUUUUAUACGGCUUACCAGAUGGAACUUUUCUCUGGGAUAGCUUGCACAACCGAUACCACCCUCUAGGCCAGCUAAAUAAAGAUGUGACCUAUGCACAGUUCUUCUCCUUUCUAAGAUGCCUGCAGUUAAAUCCCUGUAACGGCUGGAUGUCUUCCAACAAGACCCUCCGGACUCUCACUUCAGAGAGAGCAGAACAACUCUCCAAUACACUGAAAAAAAUUGCAACCACCAAGACAUUUGCAAACUUCGAUCUUUUCUACUUGGAUUUUGCCUUCCAUGAAAUAAUAGAGGACUGGCAGAAAAGAGGUGGACAGCCAUGGCAGCUUAUUGAACCUGUGGAUGGAUUCCACCCCAAUGAGGUGGCUUCACUUCUGCAAGCAAAUCGUGUCUGGGAAAAGAUACAGCUCCAGUGGCCUCAUGUCUUGGGAAAGGAGAAUCCAUUCAACUCUCAGAUUGAAGAGGUGUUUGGAGACCAAGGAGGACACUGAGUCUCUGGGGAAGGAGCAUCACUGGGGGAGAGAAAGAUGGAUAAACCCUCCCACCUGCUCAUUUCAGGGGCUGCUGUGCAACAGGCCCAGAAGACCUUCUUCAGCGGCCUCUCUGCAGACCACUUUCCUCUCAGUUGGGGACAGACCUUAAUGGCAAUGUCCAUUAAUGGCAUUGUCCUUUGCUUCCCACAGCAAGUCUCCUCUGCUCAACUCUGAAACACCUUUUCCAAUUUUUUAUUAGGUAUUUUCUUCAUUUACAUUUCAGAUGCUAUCCCAAAAAUCCCCUAUACCUUUAAGCUGAUUAUCUUGGGUAUUUGUUAUAGUAGUAAAUAACUUACUUCACAAUUAAUAAUCUAGAGAUGAUUUAAAGUACAUAGGCGUGUGUAGGUUAUAUACAAAUACUAUAUACCAUUUUAUACAAGGAUCCUGAUCAGAGUUCCUGUGCUUAUAUGAACUUCAAUCUGUACUAGAAUCUUCUCUCCAUCUCUGUGGGCAAUUGACUCCAGGACUUGCAAGGAUACCAGGGUCUGAGGACAUUCAAGUUCCUUGUAAAGGAAAGUCUAGCAAUCACUUUCUUUUCUGUGUCUCCCUUUCCUCAACCUUUUCUGAGCAUGCCACAGAUUUAGGGUUCAAUCUUUGUAUGCCCAGAGGUACCCCUGUGCUUGGUGUAGCCCACAGGUAUGAGACAGUCGGUCCCACAGUGGCAAGUGGGGACAAGUGAAAUCAUGCACAGGUCUCCUCAGUUACUGGCAUUCGGUGGACUUCUUACAUCAGCCCCCUUAACUUACAGCAAUGACCUGAACACAUUCUUAUAGCAAUGCUGUCCCACCCCCACCCCUUACAGCCCUGAUUCUCUUGUCCUGCUUCCAAAAUAAACCGUCUGCACCCCAAUAUUUGCCUCAAUAAAGACAAAGUUCUAA